Trachemys scripta elegans is the source of this 2146-nucleotide messenger RNA. It is a transcript of the gene VCPKMT, whose product is annotated as valosin containing protein lysine methyltransferase. The coding region runs from base 7 to 681 and encodes 224 amino acids. Gene Ontology annotation, biological process: peptidyl-lysine methylation. Gene Ontology annotation, molecular function: protein-lysine N-methyltransferase activity. The transcript has 6 exons. Lineage: Eukaryota; Metazoa; Chordata; Testudines; Emydidae. Gene Ontology annotation, cellular component: cytoplasm; cytosol. The record is from RefSeq and is a predicted model, not a curated record.
GGGGCCAUGGCGGAGCCGGGCUUCGUGCGGACGCUGGAGAAGCGGGACGGCUCGGCGCUGCGGCUGCAGCAGCGCGGCGCGGGCGGGGUGGGCUGCGUGGUGUGGGACGCCGCCCUGGUCCUGGCCAAGUUCCUGGAGCGCGGGGCCCCGGGCCGGGCCCUGCGCCGCCGGGCCGUGCUGGAGCUGGGCGCGGGCACCGGCGCCGUGGGCCUCAUGGCGGCCACGCUGGGGGCAGAUGUUACGGUCACUGAUCUUGAGGAACUUCAGGAUUUGCUGAAUAUUAAUAUUGAAAAGAACAAGCAUCUUGUCACAGGCUCAGUUCAAGCCAAGGUACUGAAAUGGGGUGAAGAUGUAAAAGAAUUUCUGCCUGCACCAGAUUAUAUUCUUAUGGCUGACUGCAUUUACUAUGAGGAGUCAUUAGGGCCAUUACUGAAGACCCUGAAAGACCUUUCAGGUCCUGCUACCUGUAUCAUAUGUUGUUACGAACAAAGGACUAUGGGUAAGAACCCGGAAAUAGAGAGAAAAUACUUUGAGCUGCUCCAGAUGGACUUUGAGUUGGAAAAGGUUCCACUGGAGAAACAUGAUGAGGAGUAUCGGAGUGAGGACAUUCACAUCUUGAACAUCCGAAGGAAAAAAAUGGCAGGAAUUUCCCAUCGUGAGAUCUUUGACCAUAUUAUCUGAUCCUCUGGAGAGAAGAGAGCGUGUCAAUUAACUCAAAGAGGCUGUCUCCAAAGCUGUUCAUGGCAAAAUUUACAGAAUGUCUUCUAGACGGCGGAUUCGGGAUGAGACCUAAGGAGACAGUGGGUCAUUCGCUAUAGAACCACAGGCAGUAUCCGUCUUAGAGGACAAACGAGAUCUGUUAAUAUUGACAAAGCAGCCUCACCAAGAGAGAGCUAAAAAUGGGACUGAUGUCCUGUUCCAUUCAUCUGCAUGGGCCAUCUGUCUAGAUGGGAGGGCCACACUGGUGAAUUGGAGACACAUUCAGUGUGCUGAGUUCAAACAAUCAGAUCCAAGCAUUCCAUAACAAAGCCUGUCUGACCGGGGGGUGACGGGGGGCGUGCAGGAAGCUGAAGGUCACCCACUUUUCCCGAAGAGGAAACUCCUUAUUCUGACUGAAUUUCACCUUAAAUUAAGAGCAGAUGUCUAUGUAUACUUCAUAAAGAGUUUGUACUUGAGAUGGUUCUUGGUUAGCUUUUGUUCUGCACUUAGUUUUGUAGCCUUAUCUAUAGUUAUGGGUUACUUUAACUAAUUACCCACCUCAAGGUGGAGGUUUACACCUACUUUAAUCUAGGAGAGAUCAGCCCCCAAGAAUGACUAUAGUAGAGAGGUUAUCAAUAGAAGAGAGCCUGCCCCAAAGUGAACAACAGAGAUGCAACAUUGAUUUUUCUAGACUAAUUACUUUUAUUAGCUAACUGAACAAUACACAGUGCAGUCUGAUAAAGGAGAGACCAACCAAUCCAGAAUGAUGGUAUUUGCAUUACUCACAUAGAAUAUCAGGGUUGGAAGGGACCUCAGGAGGUCAUCUAGUCCAUUCCCCUGCUCAAAGCAGGACCAAUGCCCAACUAACCCCCGCCCCCGGAUUGAGCUCACAACCCUGGGUUUAGCAGGCCAAUGCUCAAACCACGGAGCUAUACCUCCCCCCUUGCAGAAAAGCCUGAAGUGUUAGUUCUCAUCCUUGCUAUCAUCAUCACCACCACCACCACUACUAGUGGUCAUCCUUUUGUUGUCUCCCCCCACCGAGGCACACGGGCCAGGAGACAGCUUUUCUGAUGUGGUAGGCUGAUGCCCACGUGGGUUCAUACGUAUUUAUGAAGGUUUUAACCUCUUUUCCUUAUUUGCACUUCCACACCUCACUAUAUUUGGGGUUCCCUGUUUGCAUAGGCUAACUUUUUAGUUCCUCUCCUACUAAUUAGCAUUUACAUCACCUUAUCACUCAGCAGUUAUUUUCAAAAUAUCAGCAUAUCACAAACCUAGACACCAGCUCAGCGGGUUUAUUAUUAAUUUACUUAUGCUAACUUAUCCUAACGCCUAAUUUGGCUAAGCUAAAUAUUUUACAGGCCUGAGUCAUGUAGGCCUUGUGUUACAAUAUUAAUUAAUACUUCUAUUUCACUUCUAUAUACUAAAUAUACCUGAUACUUUUUAUCCU